CCGAGACUCUAACACAUGCAUUAUGAUUCUCGCCUCUCCUUAAAACCCAAGUCUACAUUCUUUCCCCCGCCUGCACCUCUGCCUCGUCAACGUCUGCCCCUACUGCAGGCAUCGAGCUGAGGUGCUUCCAUCACCGUCACCAUGAAGCUCUUCAACAUCCUCCAGCUACCGGCGUUGCUGGCCGCGGCCCUCCUGAGCGCCGCCCUCGUUUCCGCAGAGCACACCAGCAACUGGGCCGUCCUCGUCUGCACGUCACGCUUCUGGUUCAACUACCGCCACCUAGCCAACGUCCUUUCCAUAUACCGCACCGUCAAGCGCCUGGGCAUACCAGACUCCCAGAUCAUUCUCAUGCUGCCCGACGACAUGGCCUGCAACCCGCGAAACGCAUUCCCCGGCACCGUCUACUCCAAUGCCGACCGCGCAGUCGACCUGUAUGGCGACAACAUCGAGGUCGAUUACAGGGGAUACGAGGUUACCGUCGAGAAUUUCAUCCGCCUGCUGACGGAUCGCGUCGGCGAGGAGACGCCCAGGAGCAAGCGGCUCCUGACGGAUGAUCGAAGCAACAUCCUGGUCUACAUGACGGGCCAUGGCGGAAACGAGUUUCUGAAAUUUCAGGAUGCCGAGGAGAUUGGCGCUUUCGACCUAGCGGACGCCUUCGAGCAGAUGUGGGAGAAGAAGAGAUACCACGAGAUCCUCUUCAUGAUCGAUACCUGCCAAGCAAACACAAUGUACACUAAGCUGUACUCUCCAAAUAUCAUUGCCACCGGCUCUUCCGAGCUUGACCAGUCUUCGUAUUCCCACCAUGCAGACAAUGACGUCGGCGUGGCCGUCAUCGAUAGGUAUACGUAUUACAACCUCGAGUUCCUCGAAGGCGAGGUGCGGGACCUCAGCAGUAAGAAGACACUGGGCAACCUCUUCGACAGCUAUACGUAUGAGAAAAUACACUCUCACGCUGGCGUGCGGUACGACUUAUUCCCAGGCGGAGAAUCGGCAGCCAAGGCAAGGCUGGUAACGGACUUUUUCGGCAAUGUACAGAAUGUAGAGGUUGACGGCACGAAGAACAACACACUCGAGGAGGACCUGUUGGCACUCAGCAAGCACAUAGCAGAGCUAAGGAGGAGGGUUGGUGAGGACGAGGGCAAGGGUCCACAGAAAAGUGUGACAGAAGAAGAAAAGAGGCGCGAGGCUAGCAACAACAGGGUGAAGUCUGCUAAGCCGUUGACAAACGAGAACUGGUGGGCCAAAAAGCUUCUUGGGGCUGUUGUUGUUGGAGGCUGCAUCUCAAUCUGGGGCCUGGGCUCAUUUCUGGAAAAGUCAACCAGGUAGCACGGUAGAUGAUAUAUCCCUCCAUCAAGCGAUUGAAUUUCAUAAUUUUAUCUUUC
Messenger RNA from Diaporthe batatas, 1382 nucleotides. RefSeq names its product GPI-anchor transamidase. The transcript has 2 exons. Gene Ontology annotation, molecular function: GPI-anchor transamidase activity. Gene Ontology annotation, biological process: proteolysis; attachment of GPI anchor to protein; protein localization to cell surface. Gene Ontology annotation, cellular component: GPI-anchor transamidase complex. Bases 142 to 1326 code for a protein of 394 amino acids. The record is from RefSeq and is a predicted model, not a curated record. Lineage: Eukaryota; Fungi; Ascomycota; Sordariomycetes; Diaporthales; Diaporthaceae.